AUGGCAUCCCAAGGACAAACCCGCGCCAGCGACCUCUCUGAGACAGAAUCCGAGUACGACCCGGCCCCGCGAACCCAAUCCCGCCGCCGGGGUCGAGGCCGCUCGCGUAAGAACAAGAAGGCCGGUCAGCUGCAGCAACAGCAGCAGAAAUCCGGCCCCCUCCAAGGCCUAGGCCCGGGCCAGCAGCUCUCCCAGACAACCGGACAGAUCGGGGAGGUGGCCGGCGGCCUGAGCGGGUCCCUCGGGAAUACCCUUGGCCAGACGGCCGGCCAGGUAGCCGGAGGUGGGGGAGGGGGAGGCAAGAAGAACGAUACGCUAAAGUUGAGGUUGGAUUUAAAUAUCGAUAUUCACAUCGAGCUCCGAGCGAAGAUUCAUGGUGAUCUUGAGCUUUCGCUACUGUGAGUCGCCCCCCGUAUAGUAUCUGCUCCCGUUUUUCCUUUUUGCUUUGCUCCUCCCAUCUUCUACCCCAUGCACACUUGCCAUCUUUAAGAAAGAGAAAAAAAAUCCCGUUUUGUCGUCUUCACGCUUUUUGGGAGGGCAUUCUGAGUCGGGUGUGUAGCUCAUAGAGGCUUUCUAGCGGUUGAACAGUGAGAAGGGCUAAGUGUUAUCGUCUCGCGUUUUUUAGAAAUUGAGGAUCCUUCCCUUUUUUUUUCUUACUUCUUUUUUGGCUGUCUUUAUCUACACUUUUUGUUU
Messenger RNA from Tuber melanosporum (Perigord truffle), 693 nucleotides. RefSeq lists its product as uncharacterized. NCBI's taxonomy places the organism in Eukaryota, Fungi, Ascomycota, Pezizomycetes, Pezizales, Tuberaceae. The transcript has a single exon. The record is from RefSeq and is a predicted model, not a curated record. Bases 1 to 402 code for a protein of 133 amino acids.